AUGCCCUGCAUUCGACAUCUCGGACUCAUCUUUGCAGGCUUCACCGCUGCACUUGUCCCAUUACCUGCAGGUGGGAACCCUCGUAAUAGCUAUGUCAUUGAAUAUGGCACGACGGAGAGCUCUGAAGGUAUGCCAUUGACCAUCGAGAAUGGACUUCGAGGAUACGGUUUCCACUGCUCCAUCAGUAGUUUCCGCGAGUACAACUCGAACAUUCUUCACGGAGCCUCUUUCUCAUUGGAAUGCGGCGAAGGAGUGGUCCAACUCCACCAACCAUCCCUAAAUACUAUCGCUCUUGUCACUGAUGCCCAGAAUAUAUGGCGCCUUCCCUCCCAAGGGGGUUUAGUCGAAGACCAAAGAACGUUGAAGCAACAGCAACUCUCACCUGGUCAGCGAAAGUCUCUGGAGAAAAACGAUGUUGAGCGCAGAAGCGCUGUGCUAGCCAACCUCGAAAGUACCAGUAUCGCCUCGAAGUCCGCGCUGCUCCGGGCUUCGCAUGAGGACACUGGCGUCUUGCGCUUACACGAAGAGAAUAUAACUGGCGCAAACGUCCGCGUUGCCAUCAUGGACGCUGCGAUUGACGUGACUGCACCCGGCCUGACCGAGACGAACAUCGCGUACACUACCAACUUGCGGACCGGCGCCAAUAAUUCAGCCGGGAGCUGCGACCCGCACGGCACCGGGAAUCUCGGCAUAGCCGGUGGGAAGGGCGACCCGCUAUGGGGCUAUACCGGUGUCGCACCGGAUGCUAUCUUUGAAGCCAUCGCUAACUCUGACUGCGUCAACCCCAUUAACGGGGACGACCAGGUGAAUGACUUCCUUCACAUGUACGAGAGGCAUCUGGACAUCAUUUCCAUUCCUUACAGCUACGAGUUGGAAUACCCUGAAGCCCCUUGGCCCGCUCUGAUAGAGCGUAUGUUCAAUAACGGUACUCUCGUAACUACUGUUGCCGGCAACACCGGUCCAGGGUUAUAUUCGAUCAGAGCCCCCACGGCCAGUCGUGGCGGCAUGGCUAUCGGUACCUACGACACUUCCCUCGUCCCGGUCUACACAUGGCAAGGAAAUUGGACAGCAGGCGGCGAGACUGGCCUAGUGUUUUAUCACCCGAGUGACCCCACCGAUACGCAAAUGUUCGACCUGCCCGCCCAGAUCAACUUGACAUUGUGGUGGCCUGGCGCUGUCGACCCUGCAGCUCUUGAGGGACCCCAAGAUAUUGUGUCUCCUUGCCGACCUCUUCCAGCCGGCGCAAAGCCGCCCUCAGAUCCGGCAACAACGAUACUUCUCCAGUCUAGAUACGAAUGUUGGAGCGACCCCGAUGACGCGUCUUUGGAUAUCACCGCCAAGUACGGAAUACCCUAUGUCAUGGGUUACGCCCCCAACUACGCCGUUCACGCACUCAGCAUCCCCCGCAUGGGUAGCACAAACCUGACCCCUUCCGUACGCGCAGCAGUCAACAUCCGUUUCGACGAAGCCUCAAGACUCACAUCGCUACUCGCAAAACACGGCCGCGUCGAUCUCUCCCUGACGGGCGAUCCAUCUUCAGCCAAUAUGAACCUCAGCUUCAUCCCGAACAACCAGACGGGUCUCACGCCGUCGUCCUGGACAACAUGGGGGCCGGCUUUGGAUACACACAUGGGCGUCGCCGUUCUCGGACCGUCGCAGUACGUCGCCAUGCCGUUUCCUGCACGUCUCGGCGGCCUCGGCGUAUGGGCCGGAACCAGCUUCUCAACCCCGUACCUGGGUGGCGUCGCUGCCCUCGUGAAGUCUGCUCAUCCCGAGUGGUCGCCGCGCCAGAUCCGCAAUGCCAUCGUGGCCACUGCACAUCCUGUUGAUUAUAACGACGGUAUUCCGAACUUCAAGGUUCAUGCUAUCAAAGCCCCGGUUCAGCAGCAAGGCGGUGGAAGGGUCGAUGCCUGGAGUGCUGUGCGGAGCGUCACGACGGUCAACGUGACGGAUCUUGCUUUCAAUGACACCGACCACAGGCCACCGUUCCUAAGUUUCACCCUCGCCAACACGGGUAUCGAGGAGCUCUCAUAUCAACUGGAUCAUCUACCAGCGGGGUCAGGUUACGUGAUCGAUCCUGCAAACCCUUACAACUUCUCCUUGCCGAAUAUUAGCGAUGCCUACGCCAGCCUGUCAAUUUCUCCCACAUCUCUGACGUUGAAGGGCGGUGAAUUUGCGCCUGUGGCGAUAUCGAUCCUCUCUGAACCUGACUUGUCUGAUGCCGCAGCUCGACUGUCUUUUUUCGGCGGUUACGUAUCAGUCCAGUCAUCAGCUUCUGAGGCGAAUCUUCUGACUGUGCCUUACACUGGUUAUGGAGGAUCCCUGCUCAACUUACCCAUCAUUGAUCGGACGCAGACCAAAUUGAUUGGAGUCAGGCUGUCGGGUUUCGCGUUCAUCGAUGUUGAGCCCGGAAGGAUAUUCAAUGCCACAUACAACGCCAGCGUCGGCAUCAACGAGAACCCCAUCACCUAUCUUGACGAUAUAUAUCCCGGAUUCGCCUUCCAGCAAGUUGUGAGGAGCAGGCUAGUGACGUAUUCCAUGGUGAAUACCAAGACUGGCGAAGCGCCAUUCCACAACGACACCGUCGGAACAGACGCGGAGCCAAUGACUGCGGCUUGGUUCUGGGGCGGCUCCGAGAACAACAGGACAUUUGUGCCGGCUGGAACAUAUGUCUGGGAGGUACUCGCGCUACGGAUGAACGGUGACCGUGAAAACCCAACACAUUUUGAAUUCUGGAGGUCAGACGAAUGGAGCUUGGCUUACAGUCUGAACAGUACUGGCUUGCCUUCGGUGUGA
Molecule: messenger RNA, 2796 nt
Organism: Colletotrichum scovillei
Lineage: Eukaryota; Fungi; Ascomycota; Sordariomycetes; Glomerellales; Glomerellaceae
Product: serine endopeptidase
Exons: 3
Coding region: 1-2796 (931 amino acids)
Biological process (GO): proteolysis
Cellular component (GO): membrane; cell wall; cytosol
Molecular function (GO): tripeptidyl-peptidase activity; serine-type endopeptidase activity
Source: RefSeq, a predicted model, not a curated record